UGGGCCCGGUGCAGACGACCUUGCGGCUUGUGGGGCCCGUCCAAGGUGGAGAAAAAGGCAACCCGUGGCGUCCCCUACCCACCCACCCACCCACCCCUUUUAAUUGCUUCGCAAGCCGCAACGGAACGGAACCAAGAGAAGGCGGCCACAGCCAGACUAGCAGAUAGAGAGGCGGAGCCGCGGAGGCCAGCAUAUCUCCCUCGUUUUGGUUUGCGCCCAAGCAAGCGCGUCACGCGAGCACCGCCGCUGCCGCCGUUCACUUUCCCCCUGAACACCAGCCGCCGCCGCCGCCGCCGCCGUCGCCGCCGCAUGCACGCACGCUGCCUCUGCACGAGCGGCAAGCGGCGAUCCGGCGAUCCUCGUCGAUCCCCGCCCUAACGCGCUGCGGUGGUCCGUGCAGCAGACAAGAUGAAGUUCGGCGCCACAUAUGAGGAGUAUCUCCGGGCAGAGCGGGACAAAUUCCUAGGGCAAUGCUCCCAUGUAGAAUACAAACGCCUCAAAAAGGUAUUGAAGAAAUGUAGAGUUGGUCGCUCACUGCAAGCAGAUGGCACAAAUGGUGAUGAGCAGCAGGAGGGGAGAGACGAAUCUUCAAACAUUUGUGAAUGCAACUCAUGCACAUUGUGUGAUGAGAUGUUCUUUACAGAACUCAACAAGGAAGCAUCAGAAAUAGCAGGUUGUUUCAGAUCUAGAGUACAACGUCUCCUCCAUCUUCAUGUUCCUUCAGGACUACAACGCUGUAUAUGGCGUUUUAGGCAGUGUUUCAUAGAUGAUCAGCAAAUAAUGGUUCAAGAAGGCAGAAUGCUUCUCAAUUAUGUGACCAUGAAUGCUAUUGCUAUUCGCAAAAUUCUCAAGAAAUAUGACAAGAUACAUGGUUCUGUGAGUGGCAGAGAUUUCAAGAGCAAGAUGCAAACUGAGCAUAUUGAACUGUUGCAGUCACCUUGGCUGAUAGAGCUUGCUGCUUUCCAUCUUAACUGCGAUGAUUCAGAUGCUGAUGAACCUAGAGCUGGAGAGUUCUUCAAGAAUGGAUUCUUCAAGAAUUUUUCCUGUGACCUGAGUGGAGCACAGCCACUACUAACAAUGACCAUUUCUGAAACUCUGAAGUAUGAGUACAGCCUAACUUGUCCAAUUUGCUUGGACACUUUGUUCAACCCUUAUGCGCUUAGCUGUGGGCAUCUGUUCUGCAAAGCCUGUGCAUGUGGUGCUGCUUCUGUCUACAUCUUCCAGGGUGUCAAGUCGGCACCUCCGGAGGCCAAGUGCCCUGUCUGCCGAGCGGUUGGUGUGUUUGAUCGUGCUGUGCGUAUGACUGAACUAGAAUUGCUCCUCAAGAGAAGGGACAAAGAUUACUUUCUGCAGAGACUGCGCGAAGAGCGAAGUGUGAUGGUGAAGCAGGCCAAAGAAUACUGGGACUCACAGGCAAUGCUAUCGAUGGGGAUUUGAAAGCUACAAUGUUCUUACCAGUUCAAUUGUUGUGGCUAAUUACAUCUGAAGGUUCUCUGGCUAAUUACAUAUUUUAGUUCCUGGCAAGCGUCAAUCAAUUAAGUUAACUGCGCUCACAUAACAGAAAUUGACAUAGCAGAAGCUGAGCCCAUCGAAGAAGCAAACAAAAUCAGUUGCAUUCUAUCAUUCUCCGCCUGAUUCAGAUUUGGAAGAAUCGAACGGAUUUAACUAAUUUCUUUGUUCCUUCCGUUCUACUACAAGCUUGAAAUGACGAAACUCAUAUUGUAUUUACAUAUCUACUGAUUAUUGGGUUAUUUACCCUAUUUACUGAUUGUUGGUGUGUUAUUUGCCUGUAAAAGUGAAGUCAAAUGUUGUCCAGCUGCCCUGAACCUCUUAAGACCAUCUCCAAAGUUCAACCCCCACCUCA
Messenger RNA from Zea mays, 1864 nucleotides. RefSeq lists its product as uncharacterized. The coding region runs from base 409 to 1437 and encodes 342 amino acids. The transcript has 7 exons. NCBI's taxonomy places the organism in Eukaryota, Viridiplantae, Streptophyta, Magnoliopsida, Poales, Poaceae. The record is from RefSeq and is a predicted model, not a curated record.